Molecule: messenger RNA, 2839 nt
Organism: Zingiber officinale
Lineage: Eukaryota; Viridiplantae; Streptophyta; Magnoliopsida; Zingiberales; Zingiberaceae
Product: serine/threonine-protein phosphatase 6 regulatory ankyrin repeat subunit C-like
Exons: 3
Coding region: 609-2603 (664 amino acids)
Molecular function (GO): protein binding
Source: RefSeq, a predicted model, not a curated record
ACUCCGUUCCGUUUUCAUAUGAAACGUUUCCAUUUCGGGUCACUGGUCCCUUCCGGAAACCCUAUUUUCUUCGCCGGCAAAAUCCCGUUCCUCAAACCUCAUCGUCUCCUCCGUCCGCCGCCUCGUGAUGCGUGACUAGCGAAACCACUUAGCUGGCGCCACUGUGCUCCCUGUUGGUCAGUUAUUGAUCAGCAUAAUUAAUUAAGGUUGCUGUCGAUCGCUUCAACUCGGAAGGAAUUCCAGUCCUGUAGAUGUAGAUGGGGAUUUGGAUCGGACGUUUCGACAAACUGCAUUUUGGAUAAGAUGAAGUGAGUAGCGGCGUGACGUACUGUGCCGUACGCCUCUGACUCUCUGCUUUAGCGCUGCACGCCAGCUGGUCGAUCUGGGACACCUGAAGAGAGAAGUGCUUGUCUUCCAGCGUCGGUGCGCCCAGUCAUGGCCUUGUAGCUUAUCUGCUUCGUCCCCACAACUUUAAAUACGAAUUGAGUUAGCAACAGCCCAAAGAUUUGCAGAUAGAGAGAGAGAGAAGGAAGGGGAGACAGAGAGAGGAAUGGAGUGUGGUGGUUCAUGCAGUGGUUGGUUGCAUCUUGGUUCUGUGUCAGGGUGUCAUGUCUGUGGAGAAAGGGGCGGGCGUGAACCAGAAGCUGUUCGGAGGGCAUGCGAUUACGGCGGCGGCGAGGGAGGGGCGGGCGGAGGUGGUGGAGUUGCUGCUCAAAGCCGGGGCGUCGCAGCCCGCCUGCGAGGAGGCGGUGGUGGAGGCGAGCGUCCACGGGAGGGCACGACUCGUUGAGCUUCUCAUGCGCUCUGAUCUCGUGCGGCCUCACGUCGCCGUCCACGCGCUCGUCUCGGCGGCCUCCCGGGGAUACGUCGAUGUCGUCGACGGCCUCCUCGAGGGCGGCGUAGAGGUCAACGCGACUUCCCGUGUGCUCCUCCGCUCGCUCAAGCCAUCGUUGCACACCAAUGUCGACUGCACCGCGCUCUUCGCUGCCGUCGUCAGCCGCCAGGUCGCAGUCGUCCGGCGUCUACUCCAGGCCGGAGUGCGCAAGGAAGCGAAGGUUAGGCUGGGCGCGUGGUCCUGGGACGCCGCCACUGGCGAAGAGCUCCGCGUCGGGGCCGGUCUCUCGGAGCCCUACGACGCCACGUGGUGCGCCGUCGAGUACUUCGAGUCCACCGGCGCCAUCCUCCGACAGCUCAUGCAGCAUCACUCCGCCAUUGAUGCCCCCCACCACGGCCGAACGCUCCUCCAUCAUGCUGUCCUCUGCGCCAACCCCGGAGCCGUCGACGCCCUGUUGGCCCUCGGCGCUAACCGCGAGCUCCCGGUCAAGGCCGGCCGCGACGUCGAAUUCCGGCCGAUCCACCUCGCUGCACGGCUCGGCUUCGUCUCCGUUCUGCGAGUUCUCGUCGACAAGGCUGGAUGCGAUCUGAACUCGAGGACCGAAUCAGGGGAGACGGCGCUGAUGCUCUGCGCGCGCCACAAACGUGACGGCUGCCUGCGAAUCCUCAUAUCCUCCGGCGCCGAUCUUGGAUUGCGGAGCUUCUCCGGAGAUUCGGCUAUAUCUUCUGCUGCUUCGAGCAACUGGAGCAUCGGUUUCCGAGACGCCGUCCUCUGUGCCAUCUGGUCCGGCGAUGUUCCUCGGUCGAGCAAUCCUUCCGUCUUCUCACCAAUCGCGUUCGCUGCCCGUCACGGCGAUGUUGCAGCCUUGGAGGUAUUAUUGAGACGCCAUGAAAUCGACAUCGACGAACUAGACGGCGUCGGCGACACCCCUGUCAUGAUAACGGUCAAGGAAGGCCACGUAGAGUCUUUCCGCCGCUUGGUCUUCUCCGGCGCCGACAUGAAGCACCGAAACAAAGAAGGUGAGACUGCGAUCGAUCUCUUGCGUUCGAAGGAGAAUCGCGAACUAUUCGAGCAGGUGAUGCUCGAAUUCAUGCUGGAACGAGGUGGAACCGGACACUUCCACGCCCUGCACUUCGCCGCUCGCCGGGGAGAUAUAGCGGCGGUGCGGCUUCUGACCAGGAGAGGGUGCAACGUGAACUCCCUCGACGUCGAGGGCUACACGCCGCUGAUGCUGGCUGCGAGGGAAGGACACGGGGCGACCUGUGAGGCGCUGAUCCUCGCCGGCGCCGAGUGCCGCCUCGCGACGCGGCGCGGCGAGACUGCGCUGUCGCUGGCGAGGGCGAACGCGAAGCUGGGGAAGGAGGCGGAGGAGGUGAUACUCGACGAGAUGGCGCGGGCAGUGGUGGUGGGCGGCGGCCGGGUGAAGAAGCACACCAAGGGCGGGAAAGGGGCGCCGCACGGGAAAGAGCUGAGGAUGGUUGAGGCAACGGGUUUGCUACGGUGGGGCAGCGCGCGCCGGAGGAACGUGGUGUGCGGGGAAGCUGCAGUGGGCGGGAGCGCAGCCUUUCGGAAGAACCGGAAGGCGAAGGGCGACGCCGUCGACGAGGCCGCACUGUUCAGGGUGGUGACGGCGACGGGAAAGAAGAGGGAGGUGCACUUCGUCUGCGAGGGAGGUGAUGAAGAGGCGCAGCUUUGGGUGAGAGGGAUUAGACUUGUAACCACGGCAGCGUUGGGGAAUCCGAAGUCGUGCAGUUCGACUUCUUCUUGAAGGCAAUCCCAAGUUGUGCAGCAGUUGGACUUUUGUUUAUUUCGUCUGUGUUGUGUCGAGUGGUGUGUCACGGUGCAGCAUACGGACUUCAUUGAGAUCUUUGGAAGGUUUCUUCUGCUUACAGCUCAUUGUACAAUAUCCGAUGCUUUAUUUGAGAUUUGGGUUGGAAGUCUCUGUAACUUGUAAUGGAGGCUAUGUAUUUACUUUAUUUUUAUAACCAAGGUGUUCAAACCCAA